AUUUCUCUCUGUCGCACUAACAUGGAAAGUAAUAGAGAGAGAUUACCGUUUCAUUCGCAACGGCGUAAACGAUUGGCAUCUUUACUAAGCGCUCUGGUAAGAAAAAUAGAAAAAGAAAACUAUCGAUAUCGACACUUCAUUCACAAUCACACCACUAACCAUGUUUAUAAACAUCGCCCAAAUCAUAGUAAGCAUCGAAAAUUCUUGUUCAUUUCUCAGUCCACUUUACUCGCUGUACACCUCAAGUAUUUCAUUGAUUUAUCGACAUUAAUGGUUGCCAAAAAUGCCUCGACAUUAAACCGACUAGUGAUGUUGCUUCUUGUUGGUUUAUCGAUAGGUUUUGUCGCCUGUGAAGGGUUUUUGCCGAACAACGAAUUUGGAUCGCGUUAUGAAGCGAAUAAAAUCAACAAAGGGAUCUGGCUCCGCCAUAGACACGGGGUGGACGGACGCGAGAACUCGGGACAUUUCUUCCGGUCCAACUCCAAUGAAAACGAGCCAGAUGCACCAUUUGUGGCCGCUUUGGCUGUGAGGGAAAAGCGGUCGAUGCUCAACAAAGACGGGAAGAGGCACAUAAACAGUGGCAAAGGACUAACAAAAGAUCAAAACUCAAUAACUUCACUCUUCAACGAUUUUCCUCUAAGUGUAGCAAUGCUGCUAGAAAACUCCAAUAACAAACAUAUAGAAUAUAAUGAUAUAAGUAAGUCCACAGCUAAAACUGUAUCUGACGUUGAAAAUAAAACUAAUGUAGUACAAGAUAAUCAUACUAACGAUGAAGAACAUUUUAAUUAUUUAAAAGAUAUACUAAAUAUUACUGAAGGAAAUGCAACUGCUAAAAGGAGUAUGAAAUACGACGACUUGGUUGUCGAUAGAAUCGAUUUAAUUGAUACGUAUAAUAAAAGUAAUGAUUUCGAUAAAGCACCUAACGUAAGCAGAGAAAAAAUAUUGGAAAAUGAUCCAAUUCCAGAUAAAAAUGCAUAUGAAAUUCUUCAAGAACCAACAACAGAAUCAGCAACACCGAGGCCUAUUACAGAAAAAGGACUAGUAAAAGUACUUACAAUGUUAACACGGACUUUCAAAAAAAUAAUGAAACAACACAAUGCCAUCAAAGUUAUUCAUGAUCAAAUGAACAACGCAAACAAAGACUUUGAAGAUAAAAUCGAAGUCAACUCAAAAAAACUGAAUGAAUUUGAUGAAAAAUAUUCGACUAUCUUAAAAUUAGUUGAGAAAUUAAAUAAGUUUCAUGAUUGUUUGAAGAACAAGGAAGAUAUGUUCAAAAAUAAAGAAGAGAUAAUGUCUAAAAACAUGCUUGAUUUUGAGAAUCAGCAAAACAAGUUCUUAGCUCAGCAACAACAAUUUUACAAUAUUCAGAAAAUGAUGCUGUUACAAAAUGAAAAGAUUAAUGAAAAACAAAACUCAAUUGCAAAAAUACAGAAUGAAAUAUCUCAUAGGCAAAACCAUUUCGCGAGAAUAUUUAAAAAGGCUAAACAAAGUGUUCAAAAUAACAAAUAUCUAAAGGUUAAUGCGGAUUUAAUAGGACCCAAAGCGAAUAACGAAAAUAAUACGACUAAAAUGAAUACUAUUACUACAUCAGAACGAACAACAUCAAUAGAACCAAUUAAAAUAAGUCUAUUAUCUGUACCAACUAAUAACUUUAUAGAAAAUCAAGAUCAAAUGAUACUAAAGGAAAAAGAUGACAAAUCAGUAGACGACUUAAUUUAUAAAUACUAUUUCAACAACACUUUUAUCGACACAAUAAUAAAGAACAAAAUACUGGGAGGAAUCCACAUCGGAGACAAGACAAGCAUAGCAAGAAGCGCAAAACUUUCAGCGAAACGAAACCAGAGGAAAUUCGUCAAAAAUGCUACUAAACCAAAAACAACUUUAUUAUUUCCAGUUGACAAAAUCAGUUUUAAGCGAGAACGAAGGUGGAUAAACCAUCAUUCAACGCGGAAACAUAGAAAACGACACCAUAGCAAGGGGCAUCCACUAUUAAAAGACACCCAAAACAAACAUGAGAGACUCAUGAAAUCUACCACAACUUCUGAACCUCCGAAGGUCGUUAAAGAAUCAGAUUUGACAGCGAAAGAUCCAUUCCUGAUGAUGGCAACUAGUUUCUGUAAAGAAAUAGGACAGAACAGCACAAAACAGACACUGGACUGGUGUGUGGAGAAGGCGAUCAGACGUUUGAGCACUUUAGAUAGAAACAUGAUGGCGCCUAACAUUGUCCCUAUGCUGCCGCAGCAGCCAAAUGAGAAAAUUACCACAAAACCGCCUACGACACCAACCACAACCACAACUACGCACGUCACUGAAGUACCCGUUUCCAUUGCAACGACACCACCGGCGUUAUUCAUCAAAGAUACUCAAAAAUCAGCAACUAAAAUACCAGGACUGAAUGAUAUUCAAUUUUUCCCAGAUAACCAGGAAUUGGAACAAAAUUUAAAAGCAUUUGAUCUAACUCCCGACACGGCUGGGAACGUUUAUUUUGAAGGAAGUCUACACGCAAGCGAUAUAAUUGACGACAAGCAAAGCGAAGGCAUGUCUGAUGUGUUACCGGGCUACGACAGUAAUUCGAAGAUCGAACUUGACCCAAAAUUUAUUCGAAUGCAGCUCAGAAAGAAGCAUCUUCAACUCAAUAUACCUGCGAAAAUAUGGAAGAACUAAGAAGCAAAAGCCAGCAACGAUAUGAAUUGAAAUUCUCGCAAGAUUUCGAAACUCCUGAACAAAACUUAUCUUUAGGUAAAUGAAAGUAAACAAACAAUUUGUACAUUCUCGGGUAGUUGUAACAUUUAUUGGUUAACCAACCAAUUACAAAACCACCUGGAUCUGUGACUGAACUGACUUAACCUACAUUAUUUGAUCAUGUAAUGUUUCAUCUACCCUCAACUGGCUUAAGGACCCGUCUGAGGGUAGAUUUUGUUUACUUUUAUUUAAAUAUCUAAAGAUACAGAGUACAGUUAUCGGUUUUUGCGGAUUCCGCUUCGAUGGAUAAGAACAAAACCCGCUCCAUAAUAGUUGUUAAUGUUAAUAUAAUUUUAUUUAAAAUGUUUGUUUACAAAAAUAUGUACACAACUAAAUGCAACAGACUAAGUUAAGUUAGGUUAUGAUGUAUGGCAGUAGGUAAUUUAAGAUGCCUAAAUAAAUAAAUACGGAAGCUACUAUUGUUACUCUGAGAGUACGUCUGAACGUCUGUCAAGUUAAACCAGUUUAACAGCACUGGCUUCCCUCGAAUGCGGUGAACCCUAAAAAAUAAAUACUUGCCUAUAUGCUCGUAGGUCUAUUACUUAGAUCAGAGAGCUGGUAUAGAAGUUACGCGGUAUUUUUUUAUACUAUGUCUCCGUAGCCUAAUGUACGUCUGCAGCUCCAGAGGUGCUGCGUUGCUGACCCUAACAUUCCGCACCCUCGUUGAGCUCUGGCAGCCUUACUCACCGGCAGGAACACAACACUAUGAGUUGGGUCUACUGUUAUUUAGCUGCAAUUUUCUGUACCUAAAGUGGAGCCGGUGGAGGUACUCCCCAGGCUGCUCUACACUAGAUCUGGAAUGACAUCCGCUGCGCUGUGCCCUACCACACAAAGCGAGAUAACAUUCACAGUGUAUGGACCUUUUGAACGUAGUUAAAGUUUUUAUUUAUAGUCAUUAUAUUUUUAUUUAUUCAGUAAAAUACAAAUCAUCUACAUCUUGGCCAUAAUAAUUUCUUACCAGCUACCUCAGAAUCUGUAGACCUUUAUUUCUGCCAAAAAACUCGCUCCUCGCUGGUCGCCAGAGGUCAGACCGCAGCCUUAGAACUUGAUAACUUUAAGCCACCCCACACUCUGUCUGCUCGACGCAACGUCGGCGCAACUGCGCAGCGAGGCCAUUUUCCAUAGCACUGACUAGACGCCGACGCUCAAAAGACGCUAGUAUGGGGUGGCUUUUUGAACUUGAUAACUCUGAGCCACUCCACACUAACGUCUCUCGAGCGUCGGCGUCAACUCUAUGGCUGCUGGUCGACGCAACGUUGGCGUGACUGCGCGUCGACGCCAUAUUCCAUAGCGCUGGCUAGACGCCGACGCUAGUGGACCCCACACUAGCCAAAAUGUAGCUUUAGAUAAUAAGUAUUACAUAGUGAAUAAGAUAAUAUGCUUUGACCUAAACGUAAAACAGAAGCAUAGUUUUAAUAAAAUGUGAUACGUA
Molecule: messenger RNA, 4174 nt
Organism: Cydia pomonella (codling moth)
Lineage: Eukaryota; Metazoa; Arthropoda; Insecta; Lepidoptera; Tortricidae
Exons: 9
Coding region: 22-2664 (880 amino acids)
Source: RefSeq, a predicted model, not a curated record